Molecule: messenger RNA, 2638 nt
Organism: Uloborus diversus
Lineage: Eukaryota; Metazoa; Arthropoda; Arachnida; Araneae; Uloboridae
Product: pyruvate dehydrogenase phosphatase regulatory subunit, mitochondrial-like
Cellular component (GO): cytoplasm; mitochondrial matrix; mitochondrion
Molecular function (GO): protein binding; oxidoreductase activity
Source: RefSeq, a predicted model, not a curated record
UCUAUUCCCUCCAUACAGAAGUUCAUAAAAAACGACUGUAAACAAAGUGAUUAACAUUCACAUUUCGGGAUAAAUAGUAGGUUGUAUUUUGAAAAUGACAAUAUUAGCAGAUAUAAUUGAAGCACGCUGACGUAAAAAAGUUAUGUCUCUUUAUUCGAAAGCUUGUGGAAGGCGUUUUUUUCUACCGUAUGUGAAGAAGCAUUUGACUUCAAAUUGUACCUCCAAUCUAAACCAAACAUCGAACUAUGCUAGCUACUCUGUGCCUCAAUCAGCCCAAGUCAUUGUUUGUGGUGCCGGAGCUGUUGGAAAUUCAGUUGCAUAUCACAUGAAUAAAAAUGAUUGGAAGGAUGUUAUAGUACUUGAACAAAGCAAGAUUGGAAGUGGUGUUUCCUGGAGAAGUUGUGGCAUAGUUGGUCACUUUCAUUCUACUUCUGAAGGAAGGAUCACUGCAUAUAGCUCUCAGUUAUAUAAGCAGCUUUCAAAUGAAGGCCAUGAUGUGGGAUAUGUAGAAACUGGUUCUAUAAAUGUCGCAAGAACGAAAGAAAGAAUGAUUGAGUUGCGAAGACUAGCUUCUGAAGCAAGUGUCCAUAAUUUGAAGUUCGAAGUUCUAGAUCCAAAGGAUAUUUUGAAGUAUCACCCUUUUGUGAAGCCUGAUGGUCUUGAAGGAGGUAUUUGGGUGCCUAGUGAUGGUGUUGUGAAUCCAUUGAGUGUGUGCCAUGCCCUUGCUAAAGUGGCCCAAGAUGGAGGUGUUAAGUACUAUGAAGGAAUAAAAGUUCUGGAAAUUCUCACCAAUGGAACAAAAGUGACUGGUGUUAAAACAAACUUCGGAGUUAUCAACUGUGAACAUUUGAUUCUGUGUGCAGGAAUGUGGACUAGAACUUUAGCUAUAAAUUGCAUUCCUCCUUGCAAUAUUCCAAUACAAGCUGCAGAAAAUGCAUAUGCCAUAACAAGACCUGUUCCUGGGUUAACAUCUACAACCCCUAUUCUGAGGGAUUAUGAUGCUGGAGUUUAUGUACGAGAAUUCAAUUCUGGAUUCAUGAUUGGUGGAUUCCCCAAGCAAGCUAGGCCUUUGUUUUGUGAAAAAGUUCCUGAAGAGUUUUCUUUUCAAGACUUAUCUUCUGACUGGGAGUAUUUUAAACCUGUCUAUGAAGAAGCUUGCUUUCGUGUGCCUAUUCUCAAUCAAGUUGAUAUACAAAAAUAUACUAGUGGACCAGAUACAUUUACUCCAGAUGGACACUGGAUUUUAGGAGAAACCGCAGAGAUUGACAAUUUAUAUGUCGUUGUUGGUAUGAAUGUGAAUGCUGUGCAACCAGCUGGUGGUUUAGGGAAAGAACUUGCAGAUUGGAUCACUACUGGAGAACCCAAAGCUUACCUUUUGCCAUUUGACGUAAGGAGAUUUGUUGAUGCCCACAACAAUAAGAAAUUUCUGGAGGAGAGAGUGAAAGAAGCAGUUGGGUUCAAUUACUCCAUUCGACAUCCUCUCCUGAUCGAGUUCAGUAAGGCUCGAAAAGCCCGUUGCUCUCCUUUGUAUACUGUACAAGAAAAAGCAGGAGCUGUGUUUGGAGAAAGGAUGGGAUUUGAAAGGGUUCUUUACUUUGAUCCUUCUUUAUCUAAGGAAGAGCGAUUAAAACCACCUGCAAUAGUUUUUGAAAAGCCAUCAUGGUUUGAAAAUGUUAAAGAAGAAUAUACCGCUUGCAGAGAGAGAGUUGGAAUAAUAGAUAUGUCUUCUUUUACCAAAUUUCAUCUCAAGUCUGGAGGCAGAGAAGUUGUUGAUUUGCUGCAACUCUUAUGCUCUAAUGACAUUGAUGUCCCUGUUGGAAAUAUUGUUUCAUCUGGAAUGCAAAAUGACAAAGGCUGCUACGAAAAUGAUUGUCUUCUUCUACGAAGGGCUCAUAAUUGCUAUUUCAUGAUGUCUCCAACUGCUCAACAAACUCGUAUCACCGAAUGGAUGAAACGCCAUUUGCCCAAAGAUGGCUCCAUUUCCUUGAGAGAUGUCACAUCUAUGUACACAGUUUUAAACAUUGUAGGACCAAAGUCAAAAGAAUUGAUGUGCGAAUUGACCAGAACUGAAAUGGAUUUACCGGGAUUUACAUGCAAGAAAAUAAAUGUUGGAUAUGCUGGGGAAGUUUUAGUAAUGGCAUUUAACAACACAGGAGAACCAGGAUAUUCCCUUUAUAUACCAUCUGAGUAUGCUUUACAUGUUUAUAACAAUUUGCUUACUGCUGGGAGAGAUUAUGGCAUCAGAAAUGUUGGAUAUUAUGCUCUACGCUUCUUGAGAAUUGAGAAAUUUAUACCUUUCUGGGCUGAAGAAUUGGAUAGCCAUACUACGCCCUUUGAAGUUGGACGAGGCUUUAAAGUAAAAAUGCAGAAUUCAACUGAGCCUGCUGCAGACUUUGAAGAAAUAAACACUUCAACUGUGUUAGUUAAUGCUGGCACUCAAACUAACAAAACCUAUAGGAGUGUAGGUGUGCAAGUAGGGAGUUCAUGUUUUUCAAAUGUCUGCAAAGAAGUCCAAACAAAUGAUCUGUCAGAGGCUGCAUCGGAUUCAGAUUCAGAGAUCUCGGCUGCAGUAGAAAAUUCUUCUGAUGAUUUUUGUUCCGGUGAUUCCUUGGUCGCAGAAGAAAAUUCUGGAGAUUAA